AGAAAGAACAAAACUAACAAUGGACUGCGAUGACUCUCCGCCGACGCCGCCGUCGACGCCAGCUGAGCCGUCGGCCGCGGCUCUGACUCCCAUUGGAACGAUGACGGCGACGUGCAGUCGAGCCAGCAAUUUCCUUCUUAAGCUAACUGCUAUCGGCACCAAGCGACACUUAGCAGCGCUAACUUGGCCAGAACAGAAGCUCAGCGGAUCUCGAGUUUCCAAUUACCAAUUCCAAUUUCGGGAUCCAAGGAUUAACCCAACUCGCUGCCUCGAAGUCCGUACUGUAUUUGUAUCUGUAUCUGUAUCUGCAUCUGCCUGUGAGUCGGGCUGA
This is a messenger RNA of Drosophila biarmipes, 331 nucleotides long. RefSeq lists its product as uncharacterized. Lineage: Eukaryota; Metazoa; Arthropoda; Insecta; Diptera; Drosophilidae. The record is from RefSeq and is a predicted model, not a curated record. Bases 20 to 331 code for a protein of 103 amino acids. The transcript has 2 exons.